AUGUCAGCCCGACUCGGAUUUAUAGUGCUAAAUACUGGCGCAGCAACAACCUUCCGAAAACCAGGAUGCGAGGAAACCACGCCAGACAUCACACUAGCAUCAGAAGGCAUAGCAGGCACCAUAAAGGAAUGGAAAGUAUUGGAAGAUUACACUGGUAGCGAUCACCAAUACAUCUCUUUUAUAAUAGACUCCAAAAACGAUGGUUUACGAAAGAAGAUGCAAUGUAGCACUCGCAAAUGGAAUGUCUCGAAAUUAAAUAGUGAAGCACUACUAUCUGAAAUAAAUGCGCAUGGCUCAGAAGAAUCCUCUCACAAUAACGCAAUGGAAAUAGUAGAGACUACAAUGAAAAUGAUCUCCAGAGCGUGUACCAAAGCGAUGCCGACAAUUGGAAGCAAUCGACACAAAACACCUGCAUAUUGGUGGACGGAAAACAUAGCUCAACUAAGACGAACGUGCCUCCACCUGAGGCGUACUUACACCAGGGCCAGGCGUAGAAGCGCGGCAAUCGAAGAGGCACAACUAUACCAAGCUGCUAGAAAAGAACUAAAACGAGGACAGCAAGAACAGAAAGUGGAAAGAACUGCGUGA
This is a messenger RNA of Rhagoletis zephyria (snowberry fruit fly), 588 nucleotides long. RefSeq lists its product as uncharacterized. NCBI's taxonomy places the organism in Eukaryota, Metazoa, Arthropoda, Insecta, Diptera, Tephritidae. The record is from RefSeq and is a predicted model, not a curated record.